AUGGAUAAAAAAAAUAUAGAAAUUGAACCAAAAACUGAAGCAAUCAAUAUGUAUAAGCAUAUAGUUUGUGAAGCAAUGUAUGCUCCCAAUUCAUUGCCUGUACAUUUAUCAGAACCAUUUAAUAUCAAUGUUGAAUUUAUAAGAAUAUCAUCAGAUUGGGUAGAAUUAGAAUUAUUAGAUAAAAAACAUCAAACAAUUGAUAAAAUUAAAUUAAAUACAAUUACAUCUGUCGAGCCAACAGCAACUAAUAGUUCAUUAAAUACUAGUGGUGGUAGUAACUCACCAAUGUUAACAAGAUCAAAUUCAAUUUUAAAUAGGGGUGUAUUGGGAUCCAAUUCAAGCAGUGAUGAUUUAUUAUUAGGAUCAAGUAGUGGUUCAAUUGGAUCAGGUAUCGAAGAAGCAAAUAAUAAAGAAAAUUCACCAAGUCCAAAUAAAAAUAGCAAAGCGAGUGCAUUAUUGGGUUUGGAUGAACAGGGUGGAAAAAAAGAAAAAGAAGGUAAAGGGUCAGCAAUGUUAUCACCAAAAUUUGGACUUUUAGCAAGAUCAGCCAGUAAUAAUCUUUUAAAGGUAAACGAACCUUUAUCUCCAACCCUCAGUUCAUCACCUGCAAAUUCAUCAUUUUUAGUAUCAAGUUCUCCACUAAGUAUUUCAGGUUCACCAGUAUUAUCAUCAUCAACAGGUAGCGGCGGAGGCGGUAGUACAUUGAAUAUAUCACCAUCCAAUAUUUCAUCGCCACGUGGUAGCGGUCUUGAUUUAUCAAGUAGUGUAUCCUCUUCGAACGGUAGUCCAUCAUCAUUAUUAUCAAUGUCCCAAAGUAUUAGCAAUACAAGUGCAUCAUUACAUUAUAAUCAAGGCUUCACAUUAGUUUCAUCUUCGAAAAAUUUCACAUUUAAUGCAGCAGAUAAAGAUAGUUUAACUCAUAUUUUAAAUAGCAUUAAAAUGAUUUCUUUAGGCAGACUCCACCAAGAGCAACUCCAGCAAACAUUUGACGCCAUAGUUGAAUCUAUUCAAAUUUCUCAACUUUGUAAAAUACCACCCAUUCCACCUCUUCCUUCACCACCACCACCACCUCCAACUAUUUUACUUUUAAAUUCUUCACAAUAA
Molecule: messenger RNA, 1104 nt
Organism: Dictyostelium purpureum
Lineage: Eukaryota; Evosea; Eumycetozoa; Dictyosteliales; Dictyosteliaceae
Exons: 3
Coding region: 1-1104 (367 amino acids)
Source: RefSeq, a predicted model, not a curated record